Messenger RNA from Marmota monax (woodchuck), 16044 nucleotides. Its product is annotated as KIAA1549 like. The transcript is spliced from 21 exons. NCBI's taxonomy places the organism in Eukaryota, Metazoa, Chordata, Mammalia, Rodentia, Sciuridae. Bases 286 to 6708 code for a protein of 2140 amino acids. The record is from RefSeq and is a predicted model, not a curated record.
CGGGGCGCGCCGGCGUGCGGUGACAGGCACCGUGGGAAUCCCGGCCCGCGCCAGCCGCGGCUCCCUGCGGCCCCGGCCCCGGCCCCUGCACGGGUGAAGCCGCGGCUCCCCGGAGCCCGCCACGGGCAGAGGCAGGACGAUCGAGCAAGUCGCGCCGCCCGGCGCCCCCUCCCUCCGGCGCCCGGGCCAUGGCCGGAGAUGCCCGGUGAAGACCGGGGCGCCGAGGGCUGGGUUCCCCGGCGCGGUGUGGAGCGAGGCAGCGGCCUGGAUGUGUGAAGGGUCCCCAUGGCUCUGCAGGAGGCGAAGCCCCGGGGCCCGAAGGAAGCUGGGCCGGCGGCGCAGGGGCCCAGGGACCGGCCCCGGGCGCAUGGGCUCGGCCAGGCCGGCUGGGGAGCCGCGCGCUGCCGGGGCGUGAGGAGCCCCGGAGUCCGUGGGUCCCAGGAUGCGCCGCCGCCGCCGCUGCCGUUGCCACCGCUGCUGCUGGGACUCCUGCUGCUGGUGGCCCUUCCAGAGCAUUGCCGGGCGGACCCGGGAGCAGAUAAUCUGCAGAUCCACGUCACCCCAACCCCGGAGUCAUUUCCUCAUGGGAAGUUGUUACCAAUUUCACCAACAUGGCCUUUCUCGGAAGUCAAGUCUUCUUUGGCAGUGGACAGAAUCAAGAAUGUGCUGGAACAGUCCCCUGAUAACACGAGCUUGCUACAGUUAGCCCGGACACCUCCGCCCAGAGCACACCGCAGGGCCAGGGCUCAUGUGGACUUCUCUCCUUCCCUUUACCAAGGAAGCGGACAGAGCGCCUCCCUGGAGCCCUCUAAAGAUUCCAGCGAGUCCCUGGUCCAACCGAGGCCUCCAGGGGGAAGAGAAGCAGCGGACGUGUCAGGUUUGCCUCACGCCCGCAUGCUUCCCCCGUGGUCCACAGUCCCAUCGGUGACCUUGAGUGCCGUCCCCCCAUCUCAGCCGCGGGUAGGGACUCCUUCCCUUUCGGAGCAUCCCCUGAGAUCAGAUAUGCUCCCACUUCCUCCUCCACCUUCAUCCUCUCCAUUGACCUCCAACUCACCUCAUUCCAUCACCUCCUCUAAACCAGAAGAGCGUCCCACCCAUGUGCCUUUGUUCCCCCAAAUAGCUCCACCCGACUCCUCCUCAGCUCAGACUGUAGCUAAUGCCCUAAUCCCAGCUUUUGACAAAAUGAACCACAUUCCAUCCCCAAAUGCCCAGGGUUCCAUAGGUGUCCCUCAUCUAAGUUUUUCUGGAUCCUCAACAAAGCAGUACUCUGAACUGUCCCCAACAGAGGGUCCCCAAUCUACAGGCUCACCCACACCUGGGGGUUUAAGCUCCAUGGCAGAAUUGGCCCGUCUGCCUCCCCCGACCCUAGCACCUGGAGGUCUUCCUCCACUUCCAGGUGGGACCCCCUCAUGGUCCAUGAUGGAAGUGGCUUCGAGUCCUGCAUCCACCCACCCAAUCCACACUGCAGGGGCUAAAAGAGCGCACAAUGGGGUGUCUUUGCCAACUUUUAAGAGCACGGCAGCAGCGACCCAGGCGGCUGAGCUUUCAUUGUUUCGGACUACAGAAUCAGUGACCAUAGAAAUGACCAGCAGAAAGCUAGCCCCUGCUACUACUGCAAGUGACCCUGCUAACCCACCACAUUUGUCAGCAGAUCCAGAGAAUUCCAGAAGGCCUGCCCUUUCAACCGAACACACAUCUUUGGUGCCUGCUCUGCUGCCUUUCACUCCUCUGGGUCAAGGGCAAGCCGUCCUUUCUGGGACAGUUCCCGCAUCGCCAUCAAAUGGGAAAGGCAACCUUCCCUCCAUGAUCACUGUCCUUCAGCCUGCAGAAGAGCGUAUCUUGCCAUCCCUUGUACCUGAAAUGCCCACACCUCAAGAAGAAGGCAAUGACGGGGCCCCUCCUGCAGCCACAGACUUGUUCCUCUCAAGGAACCUUCCUGAUCUUCUUUCCACAACUUGGACAUUUCCCCUGCAGAAAGAGGUCAGCGUGACAGCCUUUUUAGGGAAAAAUAAAAAGGCAAAUGUGACUAUUCCAAGUAAAGAAGUUUUGAGUCCUCACACUGUAAAUGGAUUCCGCUCUGACUUUAGCGCUGAUCCAAUGUCAUCUCCCGUCAUUACAACAUCAGGAACAAACCUCCUUCCUUCAGGAUCACCUCCAGCCUCCAGGCCCACCAUUCAGACCACCCACCUGGUUUUCCCAUCUCCUGGCUUCGCCAGCACCAAGCUGGAGACUGACACAGCUGCUGAGGGCCAUUCUGAAUUGCCCGUUUCUGCUUCCAAGCAGGUGACAGCAUCUCCCUCCUCCACUGAUGCUGAUGAUUUCUCAACAAUGGGAGACACGAAAAAGCCAACAACCACAGAUGUUUUCUGGAGUUCUCUUUCAGCAAAAACAGGAACCCUUUCCAGAGAUUCCACAAUAUCUGGCUUGCAGCAGCAAACAAGUGAUGGUUCAAAUGGUCACACAAUUAACUCCGCCAGUUGGGAAGUUCGUUCAGCUGCCACUUCUCUUCCCCAGGGUUUAACUUCAGCUGCCAAAGCAGUAAAAUCUCAGAAUAUCAAAGAUACUGCUGGGCAUUCAGUGGCUGCAGAAGGCUUUAACAUUCAAGAUCUGGUCCUUAGGACAAGCACCAACCAGCCUGUGCAGCAGUCGGAUGUCACCUUGGCCGCAAAUCAUACAGACCUCUGGCCCACAAGCCAUAACAACCAUCCCAGAGACUUCCAAACAGCCAAAGUUGAAUAUUACCCAUCCACAAGUCAACGUUCUGCCCAGUCAAGCCAUCCUUUUUGGCUGACCUGGCCACGUCUAUCUUCUACAACAAGCUUGCAGGACAUGCUUUCCGAUGGAACGGAUACAGGGUCCCACAUUUCCAGUGACGUCUACCCAUCACCCAGAAUAAAUGCUUCCACGUCAUUCCGGAGCAAUCUUGGCUAUCAGUCAGCUGCUGAAUCUCCUCCUCUAUCAACCAGUGCCUUCCCCAGGACCCCCUCCAAAGUGCUGCAAGCUUCCCAGCACCCCAAGAAAUGGACAGGUGCAACCACUAAUGCAGUGGACUCCUCGGUGUCAUCCAAGGUAGAGCCAACAGCAGAAGCAGCAGCGGCAGCGGCCACAUUGUUUCUGAAGAAGUCGAGUCCACAGGCGCUGUCUGCAGCCCUGGUUGCCAAGGGCACCGGCAGCAGCGGCUUAACCAAGAGCAGUUCCACCACUGCUCUAGCUAAAAAUGUCACCAACAAGGCAGCAUCUGGCCCAAAGGCAACAGCAGGGGCGAUCUAUACAGCCCUCCCGUUCACACCAACCUACAUGUUUGCCAGAACAGCACACACCAUGAGCACACACACAGCCAUGCAGGGGGACACGGGUGCUGCCUCGGGCCUGUUGUCCACAACACACCUCCCCAGGAAGCCACAAGCCAUGCACACAGGCCUCCCAAACCCCACCAAGCCAGAGACGCCGAGGGCAUCCACCCCUCGCCCCCUGACGGUCACCGCAGCGUUGACCUCCAUUACAGCAUUAGUGAAGGCCACCCGCUUGCCCCCUUUGCAAGCAGAAAACACGGAUGCUUCUCUCCCUGCUUCGUCCACUGCGGUGGUCACAACUGGCAAAAUGGCGUCCAACCUGGAAUGUCAGAUGUCUGAUAAACUCCUGGUGAAGACAGUUCUCUUUAUAACCCAAAGGAGAGGACAGAGCAUUGAGUCCUUGAAGAUCAAUGUAGCCAGAGGGCUCACGCAGGCAUUGCGGAAGGCUUUCCACCAGAACGACAUCUCUGCUCAUGUGGACAUUCUGGAACAUUCUCACAACAUCACAGUUGGUUAUUAUGCUACCAAAGGAAGGUUGGUAUACUUGCCUGCUGUUGUGAUAGAAAUGCUGGGUGUUUAUGGAGUCAGCAACGUCACUGCAGAUCUGAAGCAACAUACCCCAAACUUACAGUCUGUGGCCGUCCUUGCCUCCUCAUGGAAGCCCCAGCCUGCAGGCUACUUCCAGCUGAAAACAGUGCUACAGUUUGUGAGCCAGUCAGAUAACAUACAUUCCUGCAAGUUUGCUCAGACCAUGGAGCAGCGGCUGCAGAAGGCAUUCCAGGAUGCUGAGAGGAAGGUCCUGAAUACCAAAAGCAACCUGAUGGUUCAGAUUGUGAGCACGUCCAACGCCUCGCAGGCCAUCACCUUGGUGUACGUCGUGGGCAAUCAGAGCACAUUCCUCAAUGGCACAGUGGCCAGCAGUCUCCUGAGCCAGCUCUCGGCCGAGCUGGUGGGAUUCUACCUCACCUACCCGCCGCUCACGAUUGCUGAACCACUGGAAUAUCCCAAUCUUGAUACAUCAGAAACAACUAGAGACUACUGGGUGAUUACAGUGCUGCAGGGCGUGGACAACUCGCUGGUGGGCCUCUACAACCAGAGUUUUGCCCGGGUUAUGGAGCAACGCCUGGCCCAGCUCUUCAUGAUGUCCCAGCAACAAGGCCGGCGAUUUAAACGGGCUACCACCCUGGGAAGCUAUACUGUGCAGAUGGUAAAGAUGCAGCGUGUUCCAGGACCAAAGGACCCAGCAGAGCUGACUUACUACACCCUGUACAACGGGAAGCCACUGCUGGGGACCGCAGCUGCCAAGAUCCUGAGCACCAUUGACUCCCAAAGGAUGGCCUUGACCCUGCAUCAUGUUGUCCUUCUGCAAGCUGACCCUGUGGUGAAGAACCCCCCUAACAACCUGUGGAUCAUUGCGGCAGUGCUGGCGCCCAUCGCCGUGGUCACGGUCAUCAUUAUCAUCAUCACUGCUGUGCUCUGUAGGAAGAACAAGAACGACUUCAAGCCAGACACUAUGAUAAACCUGCCGCAGAGAGCAAAGCCUGUGCAAGGCUUUGACUAUGCCAAGCAGCACCUGGGCCAGCAAGGGGCAGAUGAGGAGGUCAUCCCUGUGACUCAGGAAACGGUAGUCCUCCCCCUGCCCGUUAGAGAUGCUCCUCAGGAAAGAGACAUCGCUCAGGACGGGAGCACCAUCAAGACAGCCAAGUCCACGGAAACCAGAAAAAGCAGGUCGCCCAGUGAGACUGGCUCUGUCAUCAGCAACGAAUCAGGGAAGCCCAGCUCAGGGAGACGCUCACCCCAGAUCGUAAUGGCACAGCAGAAAGUGACAAAGGAGGAGGCAAGGAAGAGAAAUGCGCCAGCGAGUGAUGAAGAGGAGGGACCUGUCCUCUUUGACAACUCUGGCAAGGUGGCUGCUGAUCCCUUCGACACGUCCUCUGGGUCUGUGCAGCUCAUCGCAAUCAAACCCGCAGCCCUCCCCGUGGUGCACCCCACUUCGGACAGGAGCCAGGAGACCUCAGCCGUCCUCAACGGGGAGGUGAACAAAGCCCUGAAACAGAAGUCAGACAUCGAGCACUAUCGGAACAAACUGCGCCUCAAAGCCAAGAGGAAGGGGUACUAUGACUUCCCCGCAGUGGAGGCAAACAAGGGUCUGACCGAGAGAAAAAAGAUGUAUGAAAAAGCCCCAAAGGAAAUGGAGCAUGUUUUGGAUCCAGACCCGGAGCUGUGCGCUCCAUUCGCGGAGUCUAAAAACAGGCAACAGAUGAAGAACUCUGUCUACCGAAGCCGGCAGUCUCUGAACAGCCCGAGUCCAGGAGAAACCGAGAUGGACCUUCUGGUCACUCGAGAGAGACCCCGGCGUGGCAUCCGGAACAGUGGAUAUGAUACUGAACCUGAAAUCAUAGAGGAAACCAACGUUGACAGAGUUCACGAGCCGCGGGGCUACGCCAGGUCGAGGCAGGUGAAAGGCCACUCGGAGACCUCCACGCUGAGCUCCCAGCCCUCCAUCGACGAGGUCAGGCAACAGAUGCACAUGCUCCUGGAGGAGGCCUUCAGCCUGGCGUCCGCGGGCCACGCAGGCCAGAGCCGACACCAGGAGGCCUAUGGCUCUGCCCAGCACCUGCCCUACUCAGAGGUGGUGACCAGUGCACCAGGGACCAUGACGCGGCCCAGGGCCGGGGUGCAGUGGGUGCCCACCUACCGCCCAGAAAUGUACCAGUACAGUCUGCCCCGGCCGGCCUACAGGUUUUCACAGCUUCCUGAGAUGGUCAUGGGCUCUCCCCCUCCACCUGUACCUCCCCGGACUGGCCCGGUGGCUGUUGCUUCUCUCAGGCGGUCCACCUCAGACAUCGGCAGCAAGACCCGAAUGGCCGAGUCCGCAGGUCCUGAGCCAGCCCAGCUGCAGGACAGCGCCUCGUUUGCACAGGUGUCCAGAGGCCCCGUGUCCGUGACACAGUUGGAUCAGUCUGCUUUAAAUUACUCAGGUAACACGGUGCCGGCAGUGUUCGCCAUCCCAGCUGCCAACAGACCUGGUUUCACUGGCUACUUCAUCCCCACGCCUCCCUCAUCCUACAGGAGCCCAGCCUGGAUGUCCUACGCGGGAGAGAACGAGCUCCCAAGCCAGUGGGCCGAUUCGGUCCCCCUCCCUGGGUACAUCGAGGCCUACCCCCGGUCCCGGUACCAGCAGAGCUCACCCUCCAGGCUUCCUCGCCAGUACAGCCAGCCCACCAACCUGCACCCCAGCCUGGAGCAGGCCCCCGUGGCCUCCGCAGCGGCCUCGCAGCAGAGCCUGGCAGAGAACGACCCACCUGACACCCCCCUGACCAACAUCUCCACCGCGGCCCUGGUGAAGGCCAUCCGGGAGGAGGUAGCCAAGCUGGCCAAGAAGCAGACGGACAUGUUUGAGUUCCAGGUCUAAUGCCUUAGCCCCGUGGGACUCUGCACUUCUAGACUCCAAGGAAGCAGGCUUUGGGUCACUCACACCCAAAGUGUGGGGACUUGAGACAUAGACAAUGGGUGAAUCUCACCCUCAGUUUCAGAAAAGGUGAACAGAAAAGGUGAACAGGGGGGCUUCUGAGAAACAGAGGACGUUCAUGAACGACUAGAUUCUUGGUUUGUGCAACUGACGGUGGGUCAAGACGUCCCUGCUUGGGACCAUGUGAGUGAUACUCUGUUAUGCCGAGUGUUUGAAUCAUCCUUAGGGUGUAUUUCCCUAAGGAGCCUUAGUCACAAGAGGCACUAGCUAAUGUACAGAUUCCUGUCCAAUGCUACAUUUUAAUAAAUCACCAGAAGGGGGAGAACACAGCUCUAUCUUCGGUGACCUCUGCAUGUUAACUCUUUCCGUGUUAAAGGCAAUGUAGGAGUGUGAAUUAAGCACCAGCCUGUACUCUCUCAUUCAGCCACGACCAUGAUCACUAACGUCAUCUCUAGCCUGUAAGGGAGACACUGACUCCAGCCAAGAAACUUGAGUCCCUUUGCUUUUAAAGGCUCAGAUUCAAAGUCAAAUGAAUUGGAUGAAAAUCAGUACCAGUGGCUAUGCCUAUAAAUAGCCAUGAUAUCUUUCUUCCCUGUGAAUUAAAGGUGGAGAAAGAGAGAAGAUGAGCAGGAAUGGUGGAUUUGUGUUGACAGAGUUUUUAAAAGGUGUUGUCAUUUUGGAAAUAGAGUACCCUCCAAGUUGGGAUCUAAUGGAAAGAGAGAAUCGGUGCCAAGAGCUUUCAGGGUCCUACAAAAGAAAAACAUUAUUUGUGGAGGGUUUUCUUUUGCCGGCUUUGAGGGUGGCACAAGAACAGAGCUUCUGUCUUUGGGGGGGGGGGGAUAAUAGAUGCAUUGACUUUUCCAAGAAAAUCUUAUCUCUUCAACAGCGAUGACCAGCAUGUGCUGCCGAAUGGUACAAAAGGAAAUAGUCACUGAUUCCUGUUAGAAACUCGAGUUGUAACCUCACAAUCGGCCUCUGUUUAUAGAAGCUUCCAAAUAUAGGAAAUCUGUUGAUAUGAGUUUCAACAUAAAUAACUUUUUACAAAGUGUGUGGAGUUCACCAGUUCUCCAUAGCUGAUGGAUAUAGGAAGACACUUGCUGAAGUGACAGGGGUCCUACCUUGUGACCAGGACGUUCCGUGUCACCCUCCCUGGCAUGGAGAUGUUGAUCUCCAGACCUCUGGGUGGAAGACUUUGCCCACAGCACUGGGUGCCAACCACUGAUUACCUGUCAUGCAAGCAAGACAGCUACUAACUGUGGGUCACAGAGGGACCGGGGGCACUAGGCUCCCUGCCUGACUUUGGGAGCCACGUAUGGUGUUGGGGGCUUGCUUGGUGUCUGUUGGAGAACGAGGUCCUGUCCUGCCUUUACCCAUGAUCCAUCAGCUUCAGCUUGCCCAUUCCCUUCUGAGCCCACUUCCCAUUGUCCUCAUGAGUUUCUUUGGUCUUUACUGAAAGAAGCAGGUGAAAAUAGAAAAGCUGAGGAAGAGUAGGAACAGAACCAUAUUUGAAUGGGAUAUUCAAGCUGUCAAAGCACAGGCUUUUCCAAGAAGCUGUUUUUAUUUCCCAAUGGCAAAUAGCCCUUUCUGGAAUGUUUAGAGAUGAUGUAUCAUGGAAUUCCCCAAACAAGACUCUUGUUCGGAUGAUAUUAGGUAGUGUCCUUUUAGUAUGCUGGUCGAUCUUUCAUAGUGUUAGUUUUUUGUUACUUAAAAAGAAAUCAGCUAUAAAUAAAAUGUAUUUUUGUAAUUUCCACGUGUAUAUAUGGUAUAUUUCUACCAAUGGCCAGUUGUUGUAGUCCAAAACCUAAGUCAGCUUGCAGAACACUGUGGACAGUGCGAGAUUUUACUGACAGAUUCACAGGAUGCCUAAGGCUAUCCAAAUAGGCAUCCAAUGCACUUGAAUGAACAAAGAGCCAAAGAAACUCAGCCUUUUCAUGCAAAUGGUAUGAGUCUGAUAAAAUCAGCUACAUUGUCCUGCUUUAUCAAUAAUAUCAAUAUUUCAUCAGUGCAAUGAUAUUAACCCAGUACUUUGUCUGCUUGGUAAAUGCCUGGAAAUACUGUAUGCAAAAAUGAAAUUUCAAGACCUCAGUGUCAUUGAAAUAUAUGUACAUGUUUCAAAAGACAGUGUCUGAGCUUUGGAUGUUCCAGUGACACACAGACCAUAAAUCUAUAGUUUGCAGUGGUGUGACUCCAGAUGGCUAAGAGGAUGGAGCUCUAGAUAUCACAGUCUUUGCAGAAAUAGGUGGUCCCUACUUGAAAUGCUUGAGAAAACUCAAAUAUAGUGUGCUAUAUCAGACACUCUCUUAAAUCAGACGUCACGGGUUCAAGAAAAAGUAUUUGAAAGGAAAAAACUUACAUUGAAAAGAAAUCUGUUCAUGUUUUCCCACCAAUGGGGAAGCAGAGUCAUUGUUUGGUUUUCUGAGACUAAGAUGUGGUCCUUUCUCUGAAGAGUCUCCUAACCUUAUGGAGAUGACAGAUGCCUGGACAGGUAACUCUGAGAAAAGACAGAUAGUCAAAAGUGCCUCAUGGAGGUAAAAAUAGGAUUCCGUGAGAGCUUAGAGGAGGCAGCAGUGACCUCAGUGUUCAUCGUGAUCCUCCAGGCAGACGCAGAAGCCAUAAUGGACCUCCAUGACUUGGAGGAGGAAGUCUGGACGAGUGGAGGAACUGGCCUGAGGAUCUAGCCCAAGCCUGAGGAUUCACCAUCCAACUUGCUCUCCAUCUUCCAUGCUGCCUGCACACAUCGGCGACCCAUUCCUUUGUGCCUGCAAGUUUAAAAAAUAGACAAGGGUCAUAUGAGGGACUCCGUAAUGUUCUUGCCAAGGCAACAUAUGGUGGAGUAUGUCAGGAACUUUGGAUACAGUGUACAGAGGACAAUACCUUUGGGGCCUAAUAAACAUUUUCUCAUCACUGGUUUUGAUGCAAGUUUUUCUGCAUUCAUGAAAAAGAAAUGCAUUUUGGCUUUCCCCAGAGAGUCCUAUCCAGGAAAUGGUGUCCUCAACUCUUGUUCAGAACUGGGGGGGAUGGGGUGUGUGAAUUCUUAUCUUGGCACAGGCAGGAGAGCACUGACAGCUUGUCAUUGUGAGAUAGCAGAUGCCGUACUCUGCAUCUGGGGAGGCAAUCCAGAGGUGCAGGAACACAGAGGUCUAUGGUGUGGCCUGGCACCUGUGAUCUGAGGCAUGUGCAAUAACAAGACAGCAACUGUUACCUGUGGGGAAGAGCUGCCUCUUCAAGGGCGGAUUAUAUAAGAAUCAAUUCUCUAGUCUGGGGAGAAGUUAUCUUGUGCGUUUGUUAUUUUAAGAAUCCAGCAAAAGGGCAUGUAGUUUCUGAAUAAUCUUGAUGGAAGAAAUGAAAUCAUUUGAUAUAUGAUUAAAAAAAAAAAAAAAAGCUCUUCUGAGAGAGAGCCUGUAGAAAAGAAGGGGCGAGGAAUCUAAGUACCUUCUGAAAGAAAUGCUUUUCUAAAUUUAAGAUAGAAAUUGGAGAAGUGGAUCAAAAUUUUUAAUAUUGAUUAAUACUGAUUACAUAUAAAUGAGCUUCUUUUUUUCUAUGUAGCACACGGGUGCUCAAUGUUCAAUGAAUGCAAUUUUUAAAGUUUGAUGACAGGAUCUGAACUUAACCCUAAAUUCCUCCUACCACACACCAGAAAAUAAUUUGGAGUUUUCCCCACAAAAUACAGCUAAAGACUUUAAAGAAGGAUAAUAAUUUGACUUGGAAUAGUGACUGAGUGGGGUCUAUGUGUUGGAAGUUAAAUUCUGCCCUUCAGUCCAACCUCAGAGGUAUUCUGGUCAAGGAAUUUUGCAAGGACGAGAAACCCAUUUACACUCGCACAAUGUGGAGGUUGACUGAAAGAAUUCAGGAACAUUUCACAGAAACAAAACGCAGCUCCCUGGUGGCAAGGGAUGGAGGCAGCCGCCCUGGCGCGCGCUCUUGCUCCUUCACGGUCUCUCCUCUUGGAGCUCAUCCGUUUCUCUCUGCACAUCUGCUCGGAUCUCGUGCUUCCUGUGGCUUACUCAUUAGCAAAUAUGUAGCUAACGAACCCACCCCAGGACCCACACUACUUGACCUUUUCUUCCUUCCCAGAGCCCACCACUCUGACUAGCAUCUCUGUGCCCCCCCGCAGGUGAAUUCUGAAGAAUCUGAUUGGUCCAGUUCAUCUGGCUCUGGGUGAGCCUCCGUGGGGUCAGGUGCCUGCCUAUCCAAUCAGCCAUGACCUGGGAGUCAAGGUCCUGUCGUACAAGCAUGGCUUCCUGGGUUGACCCUUUCAAGGGGGAGUUUGAAGGUGGGGAGGAUUAGUACCCAAAGGAAGGAGUAUGACUGGGCAGGAUCUUCUAAGGGAAAUGGAAAUGACGAGUCCUGCUAGAAUGCUACAGAGAAGGCAGUAUUCAGAGAGCAAUCCCUAUGGAUGCUGCCAAAGAGAGAAAGAGCAUUCUCACUUGCCUAUCAGGUGAGAGUACAUACACUUGGGACCCUAGUAGACUGGCCUGAACUGCCCUGGCACCUCUGACCCCAACACCAGUUACUGAAUACUGCUGCUGGGCCUAAGAAGGGAUUUCUGACCAAGGCCCAGUUAGCACAAUGUCUUGCUCAGCAGACAAUAAAUACUUGUAAAUUGAAUUGCAUGAUCUUAGCUCAGGUGCUAUUAACGUGGCUCAUGGCCACACACUUGCAUGGAUGAGAAAACCAAUGAGCCUCUCAAUAGAGUCUUUUGAAACAAAAUUGGUUUCAAGUGAAACUGAUAUUAUAGUGGCUCUGACCUUCCGGAUAUAAUAAGUUAGUGUCCUGAGAAUCGAAAGGUCUCUUGAUUUCUUAGGUGAACUGUUACCGAAUUCGAGACCAUUGUGGGCUGGGGAUAUAGCUCAGUUGGUAGAGUGCUUGCCUUGCAUGCACAAGGCCCUGGGUUCAAUCCCCAGCACCACAGAGGGGAAAAAAAAUGCUAGUUGAUAAAUACUAAAAUGUAGGAUGUUUCUGAGAAGGAAUAUUUAGGAAAUAUAAUUGUGCCAGAAACAAAUUCUCUUAGGAGAUAUUGAGUCACUUUGGUUCUGCAGGUUUUAAAGAUAAAGAAAUUUUUAGUAAGGUAGAAUUUGUCUCCAAAGGUCAGACCCAUACUUUAGUGAGAGCCAUUAUACAAUAAAAUCUAGAUAUUGAUUAUUUUCAUUCUCUGACCUUGGUCAUAGACUUUUGUAAAUCAUGGAGGGAGGCCGUUGAUGUAUUUUACAUAAAUUAGCCCUGGGCUCGCCUUACUUUUCCUCAACUCUUCCUUAUGUCUAAACUCACCUCCACCCCCCACACAAUUUGAGUGGAGAAAAAAAUUUGUACCCAAGAGAAUCAGAGGAGUAUCAAUGGACUGGGAAUUUUAAAGAGAUGUAAAUAUUCUAGACUUCGAGCAACUCACUUUGAAUUUGUCUUUAAUUCCUCAUCUAUCAAAAGGGUAUAACAUCUGUACUUCCUACCUCCCGUGCUGGUUGUGAGGAACCCAUAGCAUAAUGUAUCUGAAGAAUGUCUGGGUACAGUGGCUCAUGCCUGUAAUCCCGGUGGCUCACGAGACUGAGUCAGGAAAAUCAAGAGUUCGAAGCCAGCCUCAGCAACAGUGAGGUGCUAAGCAACUCAGUGAGAUCUUGAUUUAAAUAAAAUACAAAAUAGGGCUGGGGAAUGUGGCUCAGUGAUUGAGUGCCUCUGAGUUCAGCCCUCAGUACCGCCCCCCUAAAAAAAGGUAUCUGAAAAUGGUUUGAGAAAUAUAUUUGAAGGAAUUCCCACUAAAGUAUUAGCUUCACAGUUCAGUUUUAUCCAGCAAAAUAGUUCAGCUCCUCCAACCACUGAAUGGAUUUUUAUUAUCAUGGGUUCCAUGACAAGACUUAAGGAAAAAUAAAGAAAUUCCUAAGUUUGGAAUUGCUCACAAAAGCCAGCCCCGAGUGGAGUUGGAGGGUGUGUAAGUUCGUGUAAGUACGUGUAGGUGUGCUUUCACUCUGGGUGAAGAGCCCAGACUGUGAUUCUUUCCAAUCACGUUAGACACAUUGGGCAAAGUACUGAGCAGAAGCUUUGAAUGUAGCUGUUGUUAUUUUAAUGCUUUGCUUUCUAAUUAACUUUGUACGUCCUUUGCCUCUGCCGGGAACAGAGUGUUCAUAUGCUGUUAGAAUUUUUUAUUGUAAAAUAAAAUGACAAAGGCUUUCAUACCCCACACCUGCUUGCUUCUCCUUCUACCUUCUCCAGAUGGUGAGGUGGCAUCUCUUUCACACCCCAGCCCCACAAUGGGAUCUGCUUGCGGGUGCUGAAGAGCAGGGGCAGGCCUGGAGGACCCCCGGUGGUUCCAGAAGCCAUCCCACUUGGGGCAUGAGCUCAUGGACCCAAAACAAAAGUGUGCCCUUGGCAAUUCACAGGCCCCAGAGAGGCAACUGGGGCCCCAGGGAGGACGAAGCCAAUGUCUGCUCAGAUGUCCUUCUCAGAGCAAAAGUCAGUGGCUUCCAAGGAGACUGGGGGUGGGGGUAGGGAAUAGGACACAGACCCCCCAAACCAUGUAUUCACACCCUGUGCUAAACCCAGCACUUCUGACACCUGCCUGUGUUCAGCCUCACCCAGAGGCCAUGGUCUAGGCCUCCUGCUCUGCCCUCUGACUUACACUGAUGGACAGGAGAGACCCAACCAGAUUCUCUCUUUAGGAAAUACCAAGAAAUGGAAUCCAUUAGCAGCACAUGUCAAAACCGAAUGGUCAAAACUCAGAGAAAGUCUGUCUCAUUUAACAAAAACAGAUAAGCCAAUUCUGGAAGCUUCUGAGGAGUCCCUGUGCCUAAUGUUGAGUCACAACCUCAGGGCUUUGGAGGAUCUAGGAGACUUGGACAGCAGCUUCUCACUAGACCCCAGCUUGCUGAAGCUCUCUAGGUCCUUUAAACGUACUUAAGAGACUGAAGGAGCAACUUCUUACUCCUCUCUUUGCUCCUGUGGAAGGAGGAAUCAAAUAUGCACAAAAGAUAACCCGAAGCCACUGCCUCGCGGCAAUGCUGAGGGAGAAGCUUUUAGUGAAACCCCCAAUAGGAUGGGGACCAUUGCAGAGGAGGUGGAACAGGUGAUCCAGGAACUCAGGGGCUCGAUACGCCUCUUUAUCCUUCCUCCUGGACCCUGGUGGCUCUUGGCUUUCAGGACAAAUGAAAAGAUUAAAUGAAAGCAAGGGAUGAUGCCUUCUUUAGGCCCAGGAAUGGGAGGUAGACACAGACCCAGGGAGCUAGAAAAAGCUCAUGGAAAUCUCCCUCAUCCCUGCUGGGUCCCCUCCAGAGACAGGACAACAACCUCCAUUCUGGACUUCUGUGAGCAAAGUGAUGCAUCUGACUCAUGAGCUCCACUGACCACUGGAACCAGAAAAAAUAUGCUGUGGAACCAAAGCACGAGCGAAGAGCAAGCACUGGCAAAACGUACCCGGAGAGUGAGCGGGUGCCAGGGACUGAGUGCUUGUGGGUCCCCUCCCCCAGUUUACAUGUUGAGACCUAACACCUGAUAUGAGGGUAUUUGGAGGUGGAGAACUAAGGAGAUGAGAUUAUAAAACAGAGAGAUCCCUGCCCUCCUUCCUCCACCUGUGAAUCAGAAAGCAGGACCUUGCCAGAUGCUAUAUCUGCUGCUGCCUUGAUCUUGGAUUUUUCAGAUCAGAACUGUGAGAAAUAAAUUUCUAUUGUUUCUAUGCCACUCUGUUUAUGGCAUUGGGUAUAGCAGCUCAAAUAGACCAAGACACCAGGAGACAAGUGCCCUGGAGUCUCUCUCUGACCUCUUGGAGGUACAGUUAGGACCAGUAUUGGCUUACACAGUUGCUUUCUCAACAUCUCAAUGUUUGAGUUUGCCUGUGCACAAAUCCACAUUUGGAUAGAGGCCAUCUGGCUCAUUGGAAUGGAAAUGAAGUUUUGUUAAUGGCGACAGUUUCACUACAAAUUUGAUCUCGUAGGCUCUGGACCCUGAAGGGCCUUCACUCAAGGUGUAACAGAAUUUGCUUUUCUCACGAAGUCCACUCUAUCACCAGCUUCUGGAUCCUGGAGAAUGAGGCUUUGGAGGCACCCCAUGGAGCCUGUGGGAGUCACGCCCUUGAUGCUGCAUCUUUACAAUGGCAACGUGACCUAAAAUAAAAGUGAAGGCUGCCACCAAAUGUCUUGCUUAUGGAACACCUGGAAACAGCUGGACUGGGGGCACGGGGUCUGCCAGUAAACUGAAUGUUGAGCUGGAUUUUUUUAUGCUUUAUCUCCUUCUGCUGGGAUUCAUAGAGAUGAAGCCAGAGGUUGGUUGUGGGCUCCUGAGGAAGUCCGUUUUCUAGGUCAAGUUUCAGCAGCAUGAAUGGAAGGGGCUGGGUAGGUUUAAGACUGUGAAAAGGGAAGAGCCUUCAAGUCGCCAAAGUUGAUUUGUGUAUUAACAUUCAGGGACCCUGGAGAAUAAAAGUUUGCUUCCCUUUUAGCUUAAGCCUUCUUUGUGACCAAUUCUUUUAGAAAGGGACCUAGUAAGGGCUGAGACCAGAAUCCAGACACCAUAACUGAGCAGACAUUAGCCCUGGAGGAGGGCUUCAGGGUUGUCCUGCUAUAACUGUCUUUUUCCCAGGGACAUGCAUGCUUAUCCCAUUGAUCUUUCAUUUAAAUUUCUGGAAAUUUCUGGGAAACUCUGAUAGAAUCUUUGAGGGAGCCAUCCUUUUGGUCUAUCAUUCGUAGAGUGAACAUUUCCUGAGCAGCUAUUAUGCCUCAGACUCAGUGCUAAGUGACAGAGAUUCAACAGUGAGCAGACGCAGCUCCUGCCUCUCAUAGAGCUCAUGGUCAAGGAGAUUAGUCCUUGUGACCCAAAGCCCAGCACAUUAAACUCACCAUUCAUUCAGAGCCUUUUCCACCCAUAAAAGCCAGCCAGAGGAAAACCCAAAUCCACUUCUUUCUGGAAGCAUUUAGAUUUAGAAAAGGACACACUUUGCUGUUGCAUCUUCUGAUUUCCUUCUCAAUUAUCUUGAACCAAUUAGUCAGAUGCCCACAGAAUCCCCCCUUGGGGGAGGAAGAUUUCUCAAAUUUCCGAGCUGUAGCCACCCAGUGAAAUCAGCAGCCCCCAUGUAAGAGAAGGGAUGGCCGUGUGGGAACUAGUCUAUUCAGUCCAAGUGAGAACAUUAGGAAACGUAUACUUUAUGGAUGAAACAUAGUCCCCCAAACACCCUCAUUUUACCCCUAUACACAACAUGCCAUUCAAAAUGUAUCAGAUUAUUAUUUAGCCUCUGAAACAUAUCGCUCUAUGGAGCAAAUCCAAACAGGAAAACUGGGUAGAACUUUUCACUGAUUCUUUUUUUUG